AUGGAUGACUGCAAGCCCAUAGGAACCCCGUUGGCGACCGUGAUCAAACUGGAUGUUGCAGCUGCAAGUACAGCACAUGGGACUGAGUAUCCAUUCAGGGAACUGCUCAGAGCGUUGGUGUACAUCGCCAUUGCCACUCGCCCUGAUAUAUGCCAUGCAGUCAACGAGCUAAGCCAAUACAACAACAGCCAUAAUCUUGUUCACUGGCAGGCAGCUAAACGAAUCCUUAGAUACCUCGAGGGGACAAUUAACAAGAAACUAACCUACGUCAAGGAUAAAGAGGGAAUAUUCAGUUUUGCAGAUGCUGACUGGGGAAAUUCUGAUGCUGACAGGAAGUCGUAUACUGGUUACUACUUUAUCUUGUGCAAGUCAGCAAUCUCAUGGUGUUCGCGCAAGCAGAGGAUAGUCGCUCUCUCAUCAACUGAGUAUCUCCGAAGCAGCAAAGGAGGCAAUUCGCCUAUCAACCUUCGUGAAGGAGCUGGGUUUAGCGCAGCUGUCAAAAGUUGUACUGUUCAGUGA
Schistocerca serialis cubense is the source of this 519-nucleotide messenger RNA. RefSeq lists its product as uncharacterized. NCBI's taxonomy places the organism in Eukaryota, Metazoa, Arthropoda, Insecta, Orthoptera, Acrididae. The transcript has a single exon. The record is from RefSeq and is a predicted model, not a curated record. The coding region runs from base 1 to 519 and encodes 172 amino acids.